AUGAAUUCCGACCUUCAUCUACCUUUUCCUGAAUGGGUGCCGAAAGAAAUAGUGGCUGGAUAUCGAGAUAAGGGCGUCGAAGGACUUUUUCAUUGGCAACAUGAGAUUCUGAACGCAGCAACCGAGACAAAUGAGAACGUAAUAUACGCGGCUCCAACUAGCGCCGGAAAAAGUCUGGUUGCCGAACUUCUUGCCCUUUAUGCUGCUUUGCAUGAAAAAAAGAGCUUUUUUGUUUUACCUUAUGUUGCUGUCGCCAAGGAGAAAUUACACCAAUUACAGAAAAUUUGGCGUCGUAUCGAUCUCCAAGUUGCUGGUUUUAUGGGUCAUCAAUCUGCUGAGCGAAACGAUUGGAUGUGUGCAGUCUGUACGAUUGAAAAGGCCAACUCGCUAGUGAAUAGGAUGAUUACAGAAGAUACAGUUGAAGAUCUUGGUGUAAUAGUUCUUGAUGAACUUCAUAUGGUAAACGAGGGUUCUCGGGGAACAACAUAUGAAUUUUUCAUAGCAAAGGUACUAUUUCUUCGAGAACACAACUCGGCCGCUCGGAUUGUGGCGAUGAGUGCUACACUUUCUAACACAUCAAAAAUUGAAACCUGGCUAGGGUCUUCAGUUUAUCAAACAAAUUUUCGCCCAGUUGAUCUGAUCGAAACCAUUGCAAUUGAGAAUGACUUGUGUGAUAUUAACGGCGACAACAAAAUACGCGAACUCCCAAAUGAAUUUCGAAGUUUUGCACAAGAUUACGAUCGAAUGUUAGGAUGGACGGUCGAGGCACUUUGUUCUGGGAACCUCUGUUUAGUAUUUUGCUCUUCAAAAGCUGAAGUGGAGAAGGUUGCUGUGGAGAUAGCUAGAAUCAUUGCGGGUCUGCUACCUACAAAAUCGGAGUUAAAGAGUGUAAUUGAUCGUUCCGCAUUAACUGAAUUGAAGACGGAAAUGGAACGAAUUGGGCCCAUUGACCCUUUGCUUGUAAAAACAUUACCCCGUGGGAUCGGUUUUCAUCAUGCAGGUCUAACCGCCGAAGAGAGAGAAUGCCUUGAAAACUUUUUUCGGCGAGGAAUAAUUCGGUUAUUGGUUGCUACAUCGACUCUUUCUUCUGGCGUUAAUUUGCCUGCAAACAAAGUCAUAAUUCGUGCUCAAACCAGAGGUCCAACCGCAAUAAACAGUAUGACUUACAAACAAAUGGCUGGACGAGCUGGAAGAAUGGGACAUGCAAACAAGGUAGGUGGCACUCUUUCUAGCACUUGCAUACAACUUGACCGAGUGUUUAAGAGCGCCCCU
Messenger RNA from Mesorhabditis belari, 1272 nucleotides. NCBI's taxonomy places the organism in Eukaryota, Metazoa, Nematoda, Chromadorea, Rhabditida, Rhabditidae. The record is from the annotation of a GenBank genome assembly.